AUGCCGACGACAUCAACUUCGAUCCUAUCGCGCAGCGCAGGAUGCAUCAGAUGGGAAUGCCUCACAAUUGCCCAACGUUUGGGUGUUGCCCUGGGUGCCGUAGUUCUAUUUCUCGUCGUCUCACUGGUCUACAUGUACAGCUUGGGCCGUGCUUGUGUGGCCAACAAAGAAAGGAAAUCACAUGGCAUCACAAAACAAGGAAACACUUGCGGCUGGAGUCAUGGACUUCCUGUCAGCGUCUCGGCUCAGAUGUCAACUGCGCAAAACCAACUCAUAGCAUGGCAAGCCGUAGCCAGUCACCAGCUGCCCAAUUUCACGUUUCCGCCGCCUCCCGUUUUUUAUCACGGCAUGCCUUUGGUGCCGUCCACGUAUCAACAAUAUCCGAGCCAAUAUUCGGCUCGAUAUCAGCAGACUAACAUGGCCGGUGGUUCAGCUCCGCCAACACGACAGCCAUGCCGCCAGACAAGACACUCCUGUACCGCAGUGAGGACUCGUGCAGAGUCCCCGGAGUGGCUUCGUCGGUUGAAUCAGACAUUACCGGCUUCGACUGGAAAGGCAUCGACGAUCCAAACGGACUCGGGUCCAGAGAGCCCGGUCAGCGUUCACCACCGUCAAUCCGCAUCCAGACGAGACACCAUUGAUCCAAGUCAAUGUUCACGCAAGAAAAGUCAAACCAAGAGAGAGCGACGACGACGUGGAGAAGAGAAGACGCAGGACCAUGGGUUCGAAGAUCCAGAAGCAGCAUCUAUCCGAUCAAACGCGGCAACUGUAUACAGCGAUGAUUUUCAAAUUAUUGGCCCUGCGUCUUCCGUUAAAGCCAGUCAGGUAUGUCUCGGGUGA
This is a messenger RNA of Metarhizium album ARSEF 1941, 840 nucleotides long. RefSeq lists its product as uncharacterized. Bases 1 to 840 code for a protein of 279 amino acids. The transcript has a single exon. NCBI's taxonomy places the organism in Eukaryota, Fungi, Ascomycota, Sordariomycetes, Hypocreales, Clavicipitaceae. The record is from RefSeq and is a predicted model, not a curated record.